AUGGCAUAUGCCCAAAACGGGCAUUUGGCGCUUUCUGAGGCGUUGUUUCAUAAGAUGCCCAGGCCAGACAUAGUGACGUGGAACACAAUGCUAAAGGUGUUUUCAAGUUUUGGCGACUGUAAAAACGUUUUUGACACAAUGCCGGGAUGGAAUGUGGUCUCUUGGAAUAUUAUGCUAGCCGCAUAUGCUCAGAAUGGGCAUAUACUAGAAGCAGAACGUUUGUUUAAAGCAAUGGCAGAUUGGAGUAAUGGCUACUUUCAAGAUGCCAAGAAUCUCUUUGUGGAGAUGCCGGAGCGCAGUGUGGUAUCUUGGACGGCAAUGUUGAGAGCAUAUGCCUGGGCAGGGCAUGUAGAAGAAGUAAGAAUCUUCUUUGAUAGAAUGCCUGAGAGAGACUCAGCAGCAUGGUCUGCAGUAAUAUCUUCAGUCUCAAAUGCUGGAAAUGUGAAGUGUGCUAUUUUUUUUAUGGUUACCAUGAAUCUGGAAGGCUUUGAUGUUGAUGAGAUUACAAUGAUAAGCAUUCUAGCAGGGUGCAGCGAAAAAGGAAUGCUGGAAGAAUGCCGCUGGUAUUUGCUUGCAAUGAUAAAUGACUAUGGUCUAGUGCUAAUUGAGGAGCACAUAUGGGUCAUCAUAGAUUGCUUAGAACGAUCAGAGCACAAAGAAAAAUUUCCUAAAGUAUCACCUCUUGUAUAUUCUUCAAAGAAUGUGCACUAA
Selaginella moellendorffii is the source of this 711-nucleotide messenger RNA. RefSeq names its product pentatricopeptide repeat-containing protein At4g02750-like. Lineage: Eukaryota; Viridiplantae; Streptophyta; Lycopodiopsida; Selaginellales; Selaginellaceae. The record is from RefSeq and is a predicted model, not a curated record. The transcript is spliced from 2 exons. Gene Ontology annotation, molecular function: protein binding. Bases 1 to 711 code for a protein of 236 amino acids.